AUGGCGAUUCGGAACUCGCUCAACGGACAAUUUCUCCGCCGCAGCUCCUUCGCUGGAGCUAGGUUCAUGUCAUCUUCGUGGUUUCGGAGCAUCGAGCCCGCUCCCAAGGAUCCAAUCCUCGGAGUUACUGAAGCUUUCCUCGCGGAUCAGAGUCCAAACAAAGUCAAUGUUGGAGUGGGUGCUUACCGCGACGACAACGGAAAGCCUGUGGUAUUGGAAUGUGUUAGAGAAGCAGAGAGGAGGAUUGCAGGAGGACAGUUCAUGGAGUAUCUUCCUAUUGGUGGAAGCAUAAAAAUGGUUGAAGAAUCGCUCAAGCUGGCUUACGGAGACAACUCUGAGUUCAUCAAGGAUAAAAGAAUAGCUGCAGUGCAGGCUUUAUCUGGGACUGGUGCAUGUCGACUUUUUGCUGCAUUUCAACAGAGAUUUCAUCCUAAUUCCCAAAUCUAUAUACCAGUGCCUACCUGGGCCAAUCACCAUAACAUUUGGAGAGAUGCUGGAGUGCCUAUGAAGACAUUCCGUUACUAUCAUCCUGAGUCUAAAGGAUUGGAUUUUGCAGGACUGAUGGAUGACAUGAAGAAUGCUCCAGAUGGUUCCUUCUUUUUGCUUCAUGCUUGUGCGCACAAUCCUACUGGAGUAGAUCCUUCAGAAGAACAAUGGAGAGAGAUUUCUUUCCAGAUUAAGGCUAAGGGCCAUUUCCCUUUCUUUGACAUGGCAUAUCAAGGUUUUGCUAGUGGUGAUCCAGAGAGAGAUGCAAAAGCCAUUAGGAUUUUUCUCGAGGAUGGUCAUUUAAUAGGACUUGCUCAGUCAUAUGCAAAAAAUAUGGGACUGUAUGGCCAGCGAGUUGGAUGCCUGAGUGUGCUCUGUGAAGAUGAGAAACAAGCAGUGGCGGUAAAAAGUCAGUUACAGCUGAUUGCUAGACCCAUGUACAGUAACCCACCUCUCCAUGGAGCACUUAUAGUUUCAACUGUCCUCGGUGAUCCAGAGUUGAAGAAGUUGUGGCUUAACGAAGUGAAGGUUAUGGCAGAUCGCAUCAUCGGAAUGAGAAACAGUCUACGUGAGAAUUUGGAAAAGAGGAACUCUCCUUUGACCUGGCACCACAUAACCGACCAGAUUGGUAUGUUCUGCUAUAGUGGAUUAACACCAGAACAGGUGGAUCGAAUGACAAACGAAUUCCAUAUUUAUAUGACCCGUAAUGGUCGAAUCAGCAUGGCUGGUAUUAAUACGGGAAAUGUGGGAUAUGUUGCUGACGCUAUCCAUGAGGUUACCAGAUCAGGGUAUGUUGCUGACGAUAUGGAUCAAGUUACAAAAUCAUAUUAG
Molecule: messenger RNA, 1317 nt
Organism: Sphenostylis stenocarpa
Lineage: Eukaryota; Viridiplantae; Streptophyta; Magnoliopsida; Fabales; Fabaceae
Source: the annotation of a GenBank genome assembly